Messenger RNA from Cotesia glomerata, 2107 nucleotides. RefSeq names its product heat shock protein 68-like. Gene Ontology annotation, cellular component: cytoplasm. The transcript has a single exon. Bases 95 to 2032 code for a protein of 645 amino acids. Gene Ontology annotation, biological process: protein refolding; cellular response to unfolded protein. Lineage: Eukaryota; Metazoa; Arthropoda; Insecta; Hymenoptera; Braconidae. The record is from RefSeq and is a predicted model, not a curated record. Gene Ontology annotation, molecular function: misfolded protein binding; ATP-dependent protein folding chaperone; ATP hydrolysis activity.
AAGCAGUCGCGCUGACUGCAGCCGGUACCAGUACACAAAAAUAAAGCAAACUAAUAAGACGUUAAGUGAGGAGUUAAAAGUUAAGUUAAACACAAUGCCUGCCAUUGGUAUUGAUCUUGGAACAACAUACUCCUGUGUGGGAGUGUGGCAACAAGGGAAAGUCGAAAUCAUCGCCAACGACCAAGGUAACAGAACAACACCCAGCUAUGUUGCCUUCACGGACACCGAGCGACUCAUUGGAGACGCAGCUAAGAACCAGGUGGCGAUGAAUCCAUCCAACACCGUCUUCGACGCCAAACGGCUCAUCGGCAGAAAGUUCGACGAUCCCAAAGUCCAAAGUGAUAUGAAGCACUGGCCUUUCAAGGUCAUCAGCGAGGGUGGUAAGCCAAAGAUCCAGGUGGAGUUCAAAGGAGAAGUCAAGAGGUUCAACCCGGAGGAAAUCAGUUCGAUGGUCCUCACCAAGAUGAAGGAAACCGCCGAGGCUUACCUGGGACAAAAAGUGAGAGACGCGGUUAUCACAGUGCCAGCAUACUUCAACGAUUCGCAGCGUCAGGCCACCAAAGACGCGGGUGCGAUUGCUGGAUUGAACGUCCUCAGAAUCAUCAACGAACCCACCGCUGCUGCUCUAGCCUACGGGCUAGACAAAAACCUGAAAGGUGAGAAGAAUGUGCUAAUAUUUGAUCUCGGUGGUGGUACCUUUGACGUUUCCAUCCUGUCAAUCGAUGAGGGAUCACUCUUCGAGGUCAAAUCAACUGCCGGUGACACACAUCUUGGAGGAGAGGACUUCGACUCGAGAUUAGUUGACCAUCUUUGCAAGGAGUUCGAACGGAAAUACAGGAAGAAUCUCAAGACCAACCCCAGAGCUCUUCGAAGAUUGAGAACAGCUGCUGAACGUGCCAAACGUACUCUGUCAUCCAGUACCGAAGCCAACAUCGAGAUCGAUGCUCUCUUCGAGGGUAUCGACUUUUACACCAAAGUCUCGAGAGCACGUUUCGAAGAACUCUGUGCUGAUCUCUUCCGGUCGACUCUGGAGCCUGUGGAAAAAGCACUGGCUGACGCCAAGCUCGACAAAAGAUCCAUCCAUGACGUCGUCCUCGUGGGAGGUUCUACUCGCAUCCCCAAGAUCCAGUCGAUGCUCCAGAACUUCUUCUGUGGAAAAGCACUCAACUUGUCCAUCAACCCCGACGAGGCCGUGGCUUAUGGUGCAGCCGUGCAAGCAGCCAUCUUAACCGGAGAGGGCGACAAAAACUCCGCCCUCCAGGAUGUUCUUCUUGUGGACGUUGCUCCCUUAUCUCUGGGUAUUGAAACUGCAGGUGGAAUGAUGACCAACAUUAUCGAGCGCAAUGCCCGUAUUCCCUGCAAACAGUCCCAGACAUUCACCACGUACGCUGACAACCAGCCAGGCGUUUCUAUCCAAGUCUACGAGGGUGAACGAGCAAUGACCAAGGACAACAAUCUGCUCGGCAAAUUCGAGCUCAGUGGAAUAGCACCUGCUCCACGUGGUGUGCCAAAGAUCGAUGUCACCUUCGACAUGGACGCCAACGGAAUUUUGCACGUUACCGCUAAGGAUACCGCCAGUGGUCGUAGCAGUGACGUUCGAAUCACCAACGACAAGGGACGUCUCUCCAAGGAGGAAAUCGAUCGCAUGCUUUCUGAUGCUGAACGGUACCGCGAACAAGAUCAACAACAGCGGGACAAAGUAGUAGCUCGUAACCAACUUGAGAGCUACGUCUUCUCGGUCAAGCAAGCUGUCCAGGACAACGGAUCACGUUUGAGCCAGUCUGACAAAGACCAGGUCACUCAGCUUUGCGAUGAAGCCAUUCAGUGGCUAGACAACAACACCUUAGCCGACCAGGAAGAGUACAAACACAAAUUAGACGAGCUUCAAAAGCAAUGCUCUCCAAUCAUGACCAAACUCCAUCAAGGUGGUGGAGGCGCCAACCCUGCAGAUUUCCAGAACUGUGGAGCACAGUACGCCCAGGGAAACAAUAACAACAACUACUCCGGGCCAACGGUUGAAGAAGUUGACUAAACAACAUCGUGAUCUCUACAUUCCUGAACAAUAAAAAAAAAAAAAAAAAACCAAGCCAAAACAAACAAAUGUAAA